UCAAAUCAGCGAAGAAUACGUGGACACAGGCGAUGGCGGAAAACCAGAGAGACGGAUAAAGGUUGAAACUGACGACCUGGGCUCGAUGAUAUGCCGGUCCUUGGUCAGGGGCGGCAAGGCUCUCGCAGCCAAGCUCAACUCUUGCAACUUGAAAAGAUCGAAAACAGGGGAGCAUCACAAGGGAUGGAGGGCGCGACUCAUGCCAUGGAGAAGAUCCAAAACGGCCGGAAACUCCAGGGAGAAGGACAUGAGCAAGACCACCUCGACCAGCCCAGACCAGAGCAACACCACCACAAACAUAAUCGAUCAUGUCUACCCCCCCUGGGCGCCUCAGAACUUAGCUGCUGAUACCCGCACGAUAGACGUCAGGCAGCGGCGAAGAUUGUCAGAAAUACAACAACAAGCAGAGGAGGUGGAGGAGGAUAUGGAGCCUCUCCUCGGCCACCGACACCAACACCACCGCACAACCGACACCAUCAGCACCACCGUUAACAGCAACAGCAAUGAUACCACCAAAACCACCCGUGCUCAGAAGUACAGCUCCAACAACAGCCACAAGAAGCGCCAUCAACCUCGCGAGGCCUGGUGGCUGGAUUACCAGAACCAUGACCAGGACCAGGACAAGGACAAGGCCGAAAACGAAGACAACAAUAUCGAUGACGACGGGGACGAGGCAACAAUGCUGCACGAUGGUGCAGGCGCGGGGUCGUCAUCAGGCCCAGGGCGAAGGCGUAGGUGGUCUUGUCCUCUUGGACCGGAGUAUUUUCAGGUCAUUUGCUGAACUACAGCAACGGUCCGCGGGUCCGGGCUACCAUCUCUGCUCCUAUUGUUGACUUGGGAAGUUUCUCUUAUGACUUAUGGGGCAGGGCAUAUCGUGAUGCAGAUGGGUAGCAGAUCUCCCUUGAUAAUAUGACUUGGGGGUUGGGAAGGGAGGGACAGUUACUUAUCCGUGGUAGGUAACCGGAACCUAGCGUUGCAGGGAGCGAGCGUUGAUGGUUGGCUUGAUGAUCUGCAAGUUUAGCGGCGAGGCUGGCGAGGGAUGUGGUUUGGAUGAUGGGGGGUUGGUUCUAUGUGUGGUCCUGUACCCAAGUUUUGAAGUGAUGGGACAUGCUAAGUUGAAAGGCGAAAGACGGGUGAGCCACAGAUUGGAUAGACACCCGGGCAUGGAAGGACACCAGCC
Molecule: messenger RNA, 1180 nt
Organism: Canariomyces notabilis
Lineage: Eukaryota; Fungi; Ascomycota; Sordariomycetes; Sordariales; Chaetomiaceae
Exons: 1
Coding region: 248-781 (177 amino acids)
Source: RefSeq, a predicted model, not a curated record